Molecule: messenger RNA, 3903 nt
Organism: Alternaria arborescens
Lineage: Eukaryota; Fungi; Ascomycota; Dothideomycetes; Pleosporales; Pleosporaceae
Exons: 3
Coding region: 1-3903 (1300 amino acids)
Source: RefSeq, a predicted model, not a curated record
AUGGAUGCUACCCUAGCGCCUGUGGCGCGAUCAGACUUUCCAGAUACUAUUGGACCUAAGAAGUCGCAUACCAUCGUUUCAGUCUUCAAGCGCGGUGAAGAACAUCAAACCCCCAAACUUUGGAAAUCCACAGCGUUGCGCGCACCGGUUCUCAUCUUUACGAUCCUGGUCUGCUGGACCAUUAUCGCUAUUCUCCAAUAUCUACUCGUAUGCAGCCAGCGAAAUGACGGGAUAAUUUUUGCUCCUAAGAUCAACGAACUUCCUUUAAGUCGAACCUUUCUGUAUCUUUACUUUCCGACAAUCAUUGCCGUAAUCUUUAGUAUCUACUGGGCAUGGAUCGAUUUAGAGACGAAACGAUUGGAGCCAUAUUAUCAACUAAGCAAGAAGGAUGGUGCUCUGGGGAAAGAUUCUUUGCUUCUGCAUUACCCAUUCGACUUCGUACCCCUGGUCCCGUUGAAGGCUGCUAGAGACAGACACUGGCCUGUAUUUUGGGCUUCUUUUGCUGUGGUUCUAGUGACCUUGGGCUUAGUACCUACCCAGGCUGGUAUCUUUUCUACGCAAACCAUCACUAGGAAUGUUACACUUCCUUUCGAUCGAUCUACGGCGUUCCUAUCAGCUAGCGACCAGGCGUCGAAUCUGACAUUGCGCUUUGCCCAAUCAACUUACGCAAUUGCGGCUCUGAACGAAACUCUUACACAGUAUAUGGCGCGAAACUACACGAUUGCACCAAUCCGGCCAAAACCCACCUCCUUGGAUGAAGCUGUACCUCGGAGCAACUGGUCCGCCCCAACGAUCAUGUAUAGCGUAGAUCUAUACUGUGAGCCUGCCACGCUUAGCAAGAUACCGGGGCGUGGUGGUGUUGUUGCAAAUAGCACGAACGGAUGUUCCUUCAAGAUGGGGUUGGAUGGCAACAUCACUACAGGUGACAACAAAGCAUGGCCAGGAAGACCAGUACUCAACAAUAGAGAAUUCACUGCCAUGUAUGUGGGCUAUUGGAAUCCUCUGGGAUUUGCCGACUACUCUCUCGACAGUUCCUGCCCGACCACUAGCAAUUCUACUUUCUACGCCGCUAUAGCGCGAAACAAGGCCAGGGACACCGAUUCAAUGCAGAACGUCACUGCAAUUUACUGCUGGCCAACUUAUUAUCAACAACCGGUAUUGGCGACUGUGGAUGCAGUGACCUUGGAGCCUUCCAUGGUCAGGCCCACUGGCGAAAAGGUGCCUCUAGCAUCGGGUUUGUUCAACACGUCCCGCCUGGAGCAGUUGAUGAGUAGUAAAUCGCUUGGAGACGAAGUGAGAGGGGACUUGCUACCGAUGAAAUCCGUACCUGACUAUUACGACUCCAUCGGACGAACAAAUCUGAGCUUGACCAGUGGGCCCAAGGGCGCCGCUAUGGUACAACCAAUGGUCGGAUUAGCCUUAGCUGUCAGCAAUUUGCCAUUGGAAGAAUACUUGGAUUGGAAAGUGCUGGCCAGAUCCUAUGCUGAUGGGUAUCGACUGAUGUUCUCUCGGGCGAUGCGGGAUGUUCUUGAUCAAAGAUUCCGAACGUCUGAGAAUGUCACUGGGCAGGUGACCGACAGCACGGAAGCCGUGCUGCUCGAGCCUGUGUUCGUAUACAUUGUAGAGGGCUUCCUUGGCGCUAUCUCGCUCGCCACAAUCGCACUACUAUACCUUUCAGUCACACGCACGAAGAGCCUUCACUCCAAUCCCAGUACCAUCGCAGCUAUGAUGGCGAUGGUAGCUGACAACGAGCCAUUGCUGGCCGACGUCGAAGGACUGGACUGCUGUACGAUGAAAGGAAUUGAGGAACACCUUAGACACAAGCGCUACAAGCUCGUUGAUGACGGAGCGUCUGUUGGAAUUUUCGAAAUAGGCGAAGGUCCUGAAUUCAUCGGAAACGACAACGGUCUGACAUCAGCAACACAACGCCGUGAUACACCAACAGAUAUCGCGAAGCCAGUUAGACCAAUUGAGUUCAGCUUGUGGGUUGCUGGCCCGUUUGUCAGUGUGUUGAUCGCGCUAGCAAUAGUUCUUACCGUGCUCUUCGCGAAAGCUCACAUGCAAGGUAUAUAUUGCCCCAUGGCUUCUGGAAGCUUCUGGUUGUUAACUGAACCAGGCCUACCGCUUCCUUCGAAGAACACGUUUGUACAAAAUAUCCUCGAGAACUACAUCCCCACGGCCGUGGCUACACUCAUUGAGCCGAUAUGGGUUCUAAUCAACCGUUUACUCUGUAUGCUACAACCCAUCGAAGAGUUGCAGAGCUGCAAUGCACGCGCCAAGAAGUCAAUCGAUCUCGAUUAUGCUUCUCUCCCACCACAAUUGGUUGUUUUCAAAGCUCUAAGAUCAAAGCAUUUCGUUCUUGCCGCUGUGUGCACUAUGGCACUACUGGCAAACCUGCUCGCAGUGAGUCUCGCAGGUCUAUUCAACCAGAUCACUAUCGACAUGCAGCAUACAACGGCAGUGUCUCAGCAUUUACAAUUUAAGUUUGUGCCAGUAAAUGGAACUAUAGGCCCAGUGGGUGGCCUUUCCUUCGGUUCCUCUGAGGCAUCUGGUGCUUACCGAGGCAGUAAUGGAGAAGACCAAUUUUUGGUUGCGGAUUCAUAUCUGAGGCAAGGCAUACCGCUGCCAGCAUGGACCGACGAAAGCAUGUUUUAUCUCCCGUUUAUCCCUGAGGAAAGUAACACCACGACAACGAACGAACUAGAAGUUAGAACGAGAGCUUUUGGCGCAAAGCUCGAAUGUAAUGGCCUCAAAUUCGACAAUAACUUCCACGCUGGUAUCUAUAAGCGAUUCUCAACGGACGAAGCUAUUUGGCCAUCGGUCAAUAUUACAGUAACCAGCGAUACGGGAAGAACUGUCAAGUGCACAAAGACGGCACCUUAUAUGCGCCAAGGUCCGGUUUCCAUAGCUUCCGGCUCUUGCGUUACAGGACCAAGCGCAGCCCAGCUCGUGUUUACCCUUGAGCCAACUGUAAACGCUACACAGGCUGACGCAGAAGUGUGCAUGGGAUCAAUCGUUAUGGGAUGGCUCCGGAAUCCCACUGGAUCUUGCGGAGAGAUAAAACCAGUAAUCCUGGAUGAGAAGACUUCUACAUUCGUUCACUGUCGGCCAAGAUUAACGACCGGCUUUGCGACUGUUCGGGUUGACUCUAGUGGCCGACUGCAAAAGAAAGUACAAAACGUUACCCUUGACGACAAGCAACCGGAAGGGAUCUACAGCAACAAUCCUUUGAACAUUAUUGGACAGUCCAACAGGUACAUUUUCAAAGGUGAUAACCCUGGUUGGCACAAUGAUAGCUUUUCCGACGACUUCAUCAAUUAUUUUGUCAGCCAUGUGGCAAACAGUAGUCGGCUAAUCGACCCCAAGCAAGGUCUUCCGACAUUCGAAGACAUUGAAGCUCCACUAAAAAAGGCUCACGCACUCUUGUUUGCAAUCUGGAUGGGGCUCAACAAAGACAAGUUGCUAGUCCCUAGCGACGCGCGAAGCUUGCAAUCACUCCGGGGCUGGCGUAUAGAGCCAGAGAAGCGUCUCUUCAUUUCCACACCAAUGUUUGCAAUAUCCGAGGCCAUCUUCUGCACCUAUGCUAUUGUAGCCAUCAUAGUCUACAUGCGGCGGCCAGGCCAGUACCUCGCACGGAUGCCCACGUCGAUCGCAUCUCUAAUCGCCCUGUUUGCCGCCAGCGGCGCCGUUCUAGACAUGCGAGGGACAUCAUAUUUGGAUAAGGCAGGCCGCGCGCAACACCUUGAGAAACUGAAUGCGAGAUAUGGAUACGGAAGUUUCAUUGGUGGCGGCGACGGGCGCGUUCAUAUCGGAAUUGAGAAGACACCAUUUGUGAGGGCUAGGUCCAAAACCACAUGGUUCGAGAAAAAGAUCGUCUCUUGGCGAAAGGGAGCGGCUAGUUGA